UGUCAAUUUCAAAUAAUCAAAACAUUGAAAAUGUUCAAUGAGUAGUGUCGAAAUUUUAUUAAAAUUCUUCAUAUCACAACAUAAAUCACUAUGAGUCGGCCGAUGUGUCUAUUGUUUAGAUUUAAAUUCAGCAGAGUUCAUUUACAUUUUAGAAAAAUUUCCUCCAGAGGAUUUUCACUUAUCAAUAAAUCGUAUUUUCCAAAUUAUAACCUCAAAAUCGCAAAAAUGAAUUUACAUUCAAGUGCUCCUUGCAAAAAAAAAAUAUUUAUCAAUAAUGAAAAUAUUUAUGCCUAUGAUAUUAUCACUAAAGAUUACGAACAACAUCCACCAGUCAAUAUUGAUCAUGAGGUCACUACUCUUGAUGAAUUCAAUACUAUACUUAAUCAGAACUGGAAAGAAUCAUCUUCUUCAAACAUCGUGAAAGCUUUCAUGAGUACUCAGAAAUUUUGUUUUUCCAACAAUAUAACACUAUCAGACAGUCGAUUUGAUAAUUUGGUUGAUGGUCUGAUGGAUAACUGUGAAAAACUCAGUGAUGAUGAACUUAUUAAUCUCCUGUAUUCUAUUUCUGACUUUCCUUCUUGUGAAACUUACCAUUCUCACAAUUUUCAUGAUAUAUGGAGCUGUUUGGAUGACAUUUGUUGUUGGAAAAUGACUGACUGGAGUGUAGAUACAUGUUUUAUUGUAGCUAAUGCUUGGUACAAACUGAAUUUAGGUAGAAUUUGCGAUUUUAUUUUUGUACUCAUUGAUAGAUUUGUCAAAAAAGCUGACAGAUUGAGUAAAGGACAGCUUGUGAACAUGUUCUUUUACUUUAACCUUUGCCGCAAACGAGCAGUAGAUUUUGAAUAUGAAUUCGCUCUAGAAAAAUUCGUCAAAUACAUGAGUGCAGAUGAAAUGGCUAUUGUGGCUAUGGGUUACUUCAAAACAAAAACUAAAAUAAAGUUGUUACCUAUUAUGGAAGCAAUGAUACAAGAAGUAAUUAUCAACAGUAAAUCUAUUCAUGAAAUUUCGUUAACUGCAAUUUUAAAGGUAUUGCGUCUAUCAAAACCUAUAAAAUUGUCCAAUGAAGUCAGUCAUAUGUUAGAUGUUCUUCAACAUGAAAUACACCGUCUUUCAGAAUUGUGCUGUCUCCACAUAGCACUCAUGGGUACUGGUGUUCAAACCUAUCACGAAACCUCUCUUCAAAAAGCAUCUCAGAAAAUAGCAUCAAAUAUUACUGAUAAAGAAAAAAUUCGUUUGAAGGACAUUGAACGCAUUUUAAAUGCACUCACAAUGUUCAAUUGUGAUCCUAAAACCAAUCCUGAUAUUUAUGAAUCAGCAUUCAUAGAAUUACAUAAACAAAACCGGAUAGAAGAAAGAAUCAAAUAUCCUAGAUGCUUACCUUGUGCUCUGAAUUAUUUUAGCUUGAGAAAUAUUUACUCAUAUGAACUAAUGGACAGAAUCUUAGAUUCAGAAUUUAUUGAAGAGAGCUAUGGAAAAGGUGCAAAAAUGUUGGGAAGAGAACUAUUUUCUUUAGAUUGUUCAAUAGAAAUAGAGUGUCCCGGAUAUAAAGGUAACAGAUUACCACUAAACUUGAAAUAUAAAGGUGCCAAGUGGCUGACAGAUUUUGCUCCAGCACAUGAUCAGUGGAAGAAAAAAACAGCAGCCGAUAAAUUAUUUUUAGAUACAGCAGACACUGUUAAACAGGUUGUUGGAGAUGACAGUUUUAUGUUCAUACAGCAUAUUCUUCCACAUUUUGCUAAAGCAGAUAUAAUACUCUGCAGAGAUAGAACUGGACAAUUUGUGAAACCCAUUGGUUUUGAAAAUUAUGUUUUUGGUGAUGUAAUGUUUCCUUUCAACAAUGGUCAUUUGAAAUGGUUCGCCAUUGUUGUGUUGACCUGGAAUAAUACUAUGAAAUGUGGUAAUGCUUACAUGCCUCUUGGAAAUAUGCUCAUGAAGAAGAGACAAUUGGAGAAAAUGGGAUACAAUCCAGUGUUUGUUUUCUGGAAUGAAUUUUUAGAUCUAUCUAGUGAAAUGCGAUACAAAUAUGUAAAAAGUAGAACAGACAAAUUGAGAUAGAAGCAUUUCUUCUGCUUGGCCCAAUUUUCAAAUAGUCAAUAGCAGUGGAGUUUUGAUGUGGAACGAAUUUAACCAAAAUUACCUCAUCUAC
Leptinotarsa decemlineata (Colorado potato beetle) is the source of this 2146-nucleotide messenger RNA. Its product is annotated as FAST kinase domain-containing protein 5, mitochondrial. The record is from RefSeq and is a predicted model, not a curated record. NCBI's taxonomy places the organism in Eukaryota, Metazoa, Arthropoda, Insecta, Coleoptera, Chrysomelidae.